UAGCAGUGCGUGCAUGUGCGCUUCGUGAAAACUUUCUCUCUGAUUGGUGUAGAUAUGUUAGUGCGAUCUGCGCUUCUUUCUUAGUUACGGCACGCGUACAGUGGUGAUCUGAAGAUGACUGUCAAACAGAAAGGCGUUUCUCAAGAAGCCCUCAAAGUCAAGGUAAUCUCGGAAAUCAUCAAAGAGCUUCUAGCGGCGCAGAAAGAACGCAAAGAUGUCAAUCUCAACAGCGUCAAGUGUCAAAUAUCUUCAAAGUACGGCCUCAGUUCCCAACCGAAGAUCGUUGACAUCAUCGCCGCCAUGCCGCCGGAGUAUAAGAAGGUACUUCUACCGAAGCUGAAGGCAAAGCCAGUGCGGACUGCUAGUGGGAUAGCAGUUGUGGCGGUCAUGUGCAAGCCCCAUCGGUGCCCUCACAUCAACAUGACGGGAAACAUAUGCGUAUACUGUCCUGGUGGUCCGGACUCGGAUUUCGAGUAUUCCACACAGUCGUACACAGGUUACGAGCCAACAUCUAUGCGUGCCAUCAGGGCCCGAUACGAUCCUUUUCUCCAGACAAGACAUCGUGUUGAACAGCUCCAGCAAUUGGGCCAUUCUGUGGACAAAGUGGAGUUCAUCGUGAUGGGGGGCACCUUUAUGUGUCUGCCCGAAGACUACCGGGAUAGGUUCAUCCGCAGCCUGCACGACGCCUUGUCAGGGCACAGCAGCAGCUCGGUGGCUGAGGCUGUGAGGUACAGCGAACGAGCCCGCACCAAGUGCAUUGGCAUCACUAUUGAGACACGCCCAGACUACUGUCUCAAGAGACACCUUGGAGAUAUGCUCCAGUACGGUUGCACCCGGUUGGAAAUCGGUGUUCAGAGUGUUCAUGAAGAUGUAGCAAGGGACACUAACCGCGGUCACACAGUUCGAGCUGUGUGUGAAUCCUUCCAACUGGCAAAGGAUGCAGGCUUCAAGGUUGUCGCCCACAUGAUGCCUAACCUUCCAAAUGUGGAUUGGGAGCGUGACCUUGACCAGUUUGUGGAAAUUUUCGAGAAUCCAGCAUUUCGUAUGGAUGGCCUCAAGAUCUAUCCAACAUUGGUAAUUCGAGGCACAGGCCUGUACGAAUUGUGGAAAACAGGUCGAUACCGCAGCUACCCUCCGGGCUUUCUGGUGGAUCUCAUUGCCCGCAUCCUCGCCUUGGUUCCCCCGUGGACGCGUAUCUAUCGUGUCCAGAGGGACAUCCCAAUGCCACUGGUGACCUCCGGUGUUGAGCAUGGCAAUUUGCGGGAGCUAGCGCUGGCUAGAAUGAAGGACUUUGGCACGAGGUGCCGAGAUGUGCGCACUCGAGAAGUGGGCAUUCAAGAGAUCCACCACAGAGUACAGCCAGAUCAGGUGGAGUUGGUGCGUCGUGAUUACGUAGCCAAUGGUGGUUGGGAGACGUUUCUCUCGUACGAAGACCCUCGGCAGGACAUCUUGGUUGGGCUGCUGCGGCUGCGCAAGUGCUCCCCCGACACCUUCCGUCCCGAGCUGGUGAACGGAUGCUCCAUUGUGCGAGAGCUGCAUGUAUACGGCAGUGUUGUACCAGUGAGUGCCCGAGACCCUACUAAGUUUCAACACCAGGGCUUUGGAACGCUGCUUAUGGAGGAAGCGGAGCGCAUUGCUCGUGAUGAACAUGGCUCGCACAAGCUGGCAGUUAUUUCAGGUGUAGGCACACGAAACUACUAUCGCAAACUUGGAUAUGAGUUGGAUGGCCCUUAUAUGUCUAAGCUGCUCACAGCCAAACCCACUUGAGUGCUUCUAUGGGAGGUACCUUGUGGGAGGGCGUUGUUGUGGCACUGUUAUUGUGAGAUUGUUGACGCGGACUGUACAGAGAGAAUAAAGUGUUGGUCAAGUGUGUUUAUUGA
This is a messenger RNA of Rhipicephalus sanguineus (brown dog tick), 1880 nucleotides long. RefSeq names its product elongator complex protein 3 (gene Elp3). The record is from RefSeq and is a predicted model, not a curated record. Gene Ontology annotation, molecular function: acyltransferase activity, transferring groups other than amino-acyl groups; iron-sulfur cluster binding. The coding region runs from base 115 to 1767 and encodes 550 amino acids. Gene Ontology annotation, biological process: tRNA wobble base 5-methoxycarbonylmethyl-2-thiouridinylation. Lineage: Eukaryota; Metazoa; Arthropoda; Arachnida; Ixodida; Ixodidae. Gene Ontology annotation, cellular component: cytoplasm; nucleus; elongator holoenzyme complex. The transcript has 16 exons.